UUCUCGCCAUUAGCAGCAGCUAAAUCACUUCGUCAGCACAGCAUCCUCUCCGUGCUAGCUGCCUGCCACACUGAUCAACAACAAGCAGACGAUACAAUGGCUGACAGUGCUGCGGCGGCGAUCAGCGCGGAGCAGAUGAGCGAGUUCCGGGAGGCGUUCGCCUUCUUCGACAAGGACGGCGACGGCCGCAUCACGGCGGAGGAGCUCUCCACGGUGGUGCGCUCGCUGGGCCAGUCGCCCACCCCGGAGGAGCUCCGCGACAUGGUGCGCGACGUGGACGCCGACGGCAACGGCACCAUCGAGUUCGCCGAGUUCCUGGCGCUCGUCUCGCGGCAGCAGGAGGCCGCCCGCGCCGACGCCGGGUCCGCGGACGAGGAGCUGCGCGAGGCCUUCGGGGUCUUCGACCGCGACCACGACGGCCUCAUCUCCAAGGCCGAGCUGCGCCAUGUCAUGAUCAGCCUCGGCGAGAAGCUCACCGACGAGGAGGUCGAGGGCAUGAUCGCCGAGGCGGACCUGGACGGCGACGGACAGGUCAACUUCGACGAGUUCGUCAGGAUGAUGAUGCUCUCAGACCAGCAGCAGCACUAGUUCAUCUCUUCGACGGAGACGACGGAGCGGAUGGGAUUAGCUAGUUCGCCAUGGCCAAUGCCUAGUUGGAAAUAAUCUGGCUGCGCGCGAGGACGACCAUUUUCUUUCUCUUUGGUCAACCUUUCUGCUUUGCCAGUCUGUUGGAAUCUUGCUGUGAGCUGCGUGCAUGUGUAUUCUAGCUAAUGCCUGGACCCAUGCAUAUAGCAAGAUUAUUCAUUAUUAAUUUAUACAAGGAAAUACCAAUAUUUUCUCUUC
Molecule: messenger RNA, 843 nt
Organism: Lolium perenne
Lineage: Eukaryota; Viridiplantae; Streptophyta; Magnoliopsida; Poales; Poaceae
Product: calmodulin-like protein 5
Cellular component (GO): myosin II complex
Molecular function (GO): calcium ion binding
Source: RefSeq, a predicted model, not a curated record